UCAAACAGACGCAGGAAGACAACAUACGCGUCCAGGAUGACAGCGGCCCUUCUGUGUUUCCUCCUGGCUGGUCCAGUUCUGCUAGUCGCUGCAGGUCCAGCUCGUGACUCAAACAAUGGGACCGUACCACUGGUGCUGUGGCAUGGGAUGGGUGACAGCUGCUGUAACCCUCUCAGCAUGGGGUCCAUAAAGAAAAUGAUCGAGGAGGACAUUUCUGGCAUUUAUGUGCUCUCAUUGAUGAUCGGGAAGAACGUCAUACAGGACACGGAAAAUGGGUUUUUCAUGGACGUGAAUGAGCAGGUGUCCAUGGUGUGCAGCCAGCUGGCUCAGGACCCCAAGCUGAAGGGGGGCUACAAUGCGAUGGGCUUCUCCCAAGGGGGGCAGUUUCUGAGGGCCGUGGCACAGCGGUGUCCCUCUCCACCAAUGAAAAACCUGAUCUCCAUCGGUGGCCAGCACCAAGGAGUCUACGGGCUGCCCAGGUGUCCCGGAGAGAGCUCCCACAUCUGUGAUAUGAUCCGCAAAGCUCUGAACAGCGGCGCUUAUUCCGACCUGGUUCAGAAACACCUGGUGCAGGCCCAGUACUGGCACGACCCCCUCAAUGACGACCUGUACAAGAAGCACAGUCUCUUCCUGGCCGACAUCAAUCAAGAGAGGGCCGUAAACGAGACUUAUAAGAAGAAUCUUCAGUUGCUGGAAAAGUUCAUCAUGGUCAAGUUCCUGCAGGACACCGUAGUGGAUCCAGUUGAUACAGAGUGGUUCGGCUUCCUGAAAACUGGCCAGGCCAAAGAGACUGAAACUCUACAGGAGAGCGUUCUCUAUAAAGAGGAUCGUCUGGGCCUGGCAGCGAUGGAAAAAGCGGGAAAGCUGGCUUUCCUUUCGACGCCUGGAGAUCACCUCCAGUUCACCAGAGAGUGGUUCAAUGAAAACCUGCUGCCUUAUUUACGCUAGAAGUGCUGAUGGAUCGCCCCGUGGGGAUCAAAGUGGCAAUAAAUGAAGAUCAGGGUUUUAAUAAUCAGAGAAGGGAUGCAGACGCCACGCUACUCCUUCUUAUUGCACUAAUUUACAGCAUGAUGUUGAUUUUUCAGCUAAUUAACGUGUUAGUCUUCUGCUGUGCUACUACUAACACUCAACUCAUGUUAUUUCCAAUGUGAGCUGUUCUCAUGAGGUCAAUUUUAUUUUCUUAAAUGUUUAAGCCUUUUCUUUUUUUAAUGAAUUCUUGUGUUUAACUGUUCAAUAAUACAUCUGUGUACAACUUACAUGUGAUUCCAAUAAAACACAGCCAAACAAAUGAUAUUUUAUUGCAACAUUUUUAAUGAUGUCUCCAGUACUAAUGAGCAGAUUUCUGAUUUUGGACCCAAAAAAGAAGAGGUAAAAGAAAAGAGACAAUAUAAAAGAAAAUUCAGCAAAGAGCUUCACAGCUACGAGAGCUCCAGAUAACCAAAAAAGAAAGAGAUGAAUGGAGUGACAGUUGAUGGUGGGGCUAAUAUUUAAGACUAUUCAGUGAUUUUUUUAUUCCAGAUCUAUACAGGUGAUUACAGCAGAUACUUCCAAUGGAGGUGAAGCAUUCGACGACAACCACUCAGUAUCAUCCUCGGGUCUCUUUGCCGGUCACCACUGAUUAAAAUCUCUUUGCUCUUUACUGCAACUUUUCCUUACAUGCCUCCUUACAUGGAAUGUUUUAAUAUACUCGGGAAUGUCCUAUGUGUGGGAUUAAGGGAAAGCACAUGAAAUGAUUUUGUUCCCCACCUUUUUUUUUCUUCUAGUAAGUGCCUUUGUUUCAUGAUGAGAAAUAGAUAGUGGUCUUGCACUCAUAUUACUUAUACGUAUGUGCUCUUAAGAGUGCUUUUUUAUAUUUAAUCACCACAAUGAAUGUUAUUACAGUCAAACAUCAGUGAAGAUGAUAUGGAUGUCGUUAUCCUUACUUUGACAUGUGCUUCAAUCGGUGAAUUGCAUAUAAAUGGAGCAGAAACUUA
Molecule: messenger RNA, 1973 nt
Organism: Scomber japonicus (chub mackerel)
Lineage: Eukaryota; Metazoa; Chordata; Actinopteri; Scombriformes; Scombridae
Gene: ppt1
Product: palmitoyl-protein thioesterase 1 (ceroid-lipofuscinosis, neuronal 1, infantile)
Exons: 10
Coding region: 37-948 (303 amino acids)
Biological process (GO): protein depalmitoylation; receptor-mediated endocytosis
Cellular component (GO): lysosome
Molecular function (GO): palmitoyl-(protein) hydrolase activity
Source: RefSeq, a predicted model, not a curated record